CACUGCAGUUAAGAAGUAACUGGUGUCUCUUCAGGACAGGAGGCUGCAAAAAUCUCUGCAAUGAAGCAUUUAAAAAUUAAUCUGGUAACUCAAAGUUCACGAUGAAGCUGUGCAAUUUAUUUUCACGAACUAGAUCUGGUCCAACAUUUUUCUAAAUUACUUAGACAUGGUAAUUUGUGAUUUCAGGAUCAUGGGAGGAGGAGAGCUACCUGGGCUUUUGGUAAAUGAAAUCGGUGGCAUACAUGGGAUACUGCAUGGCCAUGUGCCGUUCCUGAAGAAACAUUUCUACCUCAUCACCAUGAAGGAAUUUCUUGAGAACAAAAAGCAUAUGAGUAAAAAAAUCCAAGCAAUCUAUUUGUGGUGGCACAAACCCAUCAUUGACCAAGAGCUCCUGCAGAGCCUGCCAAACUUGAAAGUGAUUGCAAAUUCAGGAGUAGGGAUGGAUCACCUAGAUCUGAAACUUGUAGCUAGCUUUGGUGUGAAGAUGGCUAAUGCUCGAUAUGCUGUUUCCAGCAGCACAGCAGAUACUGGGAUGGCUUUGCUGCUGGCAUCUGCUAGAAGACUAGUGGAAGGCUAUCAUGUUGCAAUUUCUUCAGGCAUGGAGUACUGUGAAGCCGAUUUUCUAGGAGCUGAAGUUACUGGAGCUACUCUGGGGAUCAUUGGCAUGGGCAACAUUGGGUAUAAGAUUGCUCUGAGAGCCAAAGCAUUUGAAAUGAACAUUUUGUACCAUAACAGGAGACGAAGGAAAGAGCAAGAGGAGCAAGCUGUUGGCGCCACUUACUGCGAAAAGAUAGACAACUUGCUCCAGCAGGCAGAUUUUGUGAUGGUUGUGGUGAGCCUCACACCUCAGACACGCAAGCUGAUUGGGAAAAGAGAGAUGGAGCUGAUGAAACCCACAGCUACUCUCAUUAACAUCAGCCGAGGUGCAGUAGUUGACCAAGAGGCACUGGUGACAGCUCUGCAGACCGGUGUUAUCAGGGCCGCUGCUUUGGAUGUCACCUACCCGGAACCACUGCCCAGAGAUCAUACAUUGUUAAAAUUAAAGAAUGUCAUUAUAACACCUCACCUCGGCAUUAAAACAGACAAGGCCACCUACAUGAUAACAGAGGAAGCAGUUGAAAACAUACUAGCAGCUCUUAAUGGUCUCCCCAUUCCCAAUGAAGUGCUCCCUAGCUGACGUGCAAAAGGAUAUCACUACUCUCUUUUUAUUCUUCUCUUUCUCCCCAUCAGCUCCAAAGGUUUUUAUUCUUAUGUUUUCCCCAUUAAGAGAAACCUGUUUCAAGUGGGCACAGAAAGUUCUGGCUUGGUCUUAAAUGACAUUAAAAAAAGUUUUUACAUUUUAAUUUCCUUGCAAAUUGGAGGAAUACAUUAACUUUCACUUCCAACCAUAGAUAGAUGCAUGCAGGCUUUAAGUGGCUUUGGGAAAAACAACUUGUGAUUGCCAAUGCACUUGCUAGACUCCCUAGUCCUAAAGAAAAUGCCAUUUUAGAUUACAUAAUUCAUUUUGUUCCCAUUCUGUAUUAGCUAUCAAAAACAACAAAGUAAGCUACCUGGCUAGAAAUAUUACUGAUUUCCCUUAUGGAAGUCUCCAUUUAAACUAGCUCCUGAGACACAAAAUGCAGAGACAAAAGUCAGUUUUCAGAAGCAUACUCAGAAUCACUUAUUUAAAGCAGACUGGAUUUUAGAGGGCAAUUUAAAGUACUAGCACUAAGGAAAAUUAGUCUUCAAGAUGAACAUGCUACUGUGUUUGUAAUACCAAAUUUAUGUGCAGUCUACUGCCACAUUUUCAACUUGUGCAAAUAUUUGGAAGAACACUUGGAGCCUCCUAAGCUUCCAGCACCAUUCUGUAAAUUAGUGGGAACACAAAAAUCAAUAAAAACACACGCAGCAUUAAAAUCCAAAUCUAUACAUUUUCCUUUGUAUCACUGCUUCUGGACAUUCACAAGAAUAAUUAUAUUUGAAAUGAGAUAUAACAGGGAGCUUUACUACUGUAAAGAGAAAAAAUACUUUGGCAAAUUGUUCUUACUGAAAAAAACAAAAUCCCGUGGCUUUCCCCCACUAGAAAUAGCACCUUAUAUUACAGUUAAUCAUUCAAAUUCCACAAUAAAAUGAUUUCUUUAAGUAGAAGAAUGCUCAUCCACCUCACUAAAGCUUUGUAGGAAACAGUUUGCUGUCCUUUCAGUUGUCUUCAUGUACUCUCUGUUGUCUUAAUACAAGUCCAAAAGACAAAUAAAGCAAUACACAACUCAAA
This is a messenger RNA of Grus americana (Whooping crane), 2251 nucleotides long. RefSeq names its product probable 2-ketogluconate reductase. NCBI's taxonomy places the organism in Eukaryota, Metazoa, Chordata, Aves, Gruiformes, Gruidae. Bases 167 to 1177 code for a protein of 336 amino acids. Gene Ontology annotation, cellular component: cytosol. The transcript has 6 exons. The record is from RefSeq and is a predicted model, not a curated record. Gene Ontology annotation, molecular function: NAD binding; glyoxylate reductase (NADPH) activity; hydroxypyruvate reductase [NAD(P)H] activity.